This is a messenger RNA of Setaria italica (foxtail millet), 1366 nucleotides long. Its product is annotated as microtubule-associated protein RP/EB family member 1C. The transcript is spliced from 6 exons. Bases 89 to 1087 code for a protein of 332 amino acids. Gene Ontology annotation, cellular component: microtubule organizing center; microtubule plus-end; spindle midzone. Gene Ontology annotation, biological process: spindle assembly; thigmotropism; regulation of microtubule polymerization or depolymerization. The record is from RefSeq and is a predicted model, not a curated record. Gene Ontology annotation, molecular function: microtubule plus-end binding. NCBI's taxonomy places the organism in Eukaryota, Viridiplantae, Streptophyta, Magnoliopsida, Poales, Poaceae.
CAAAUCCAUCCUCCUCGCGUUUCUCCGCCCAGCCCGACCCCGCUCCACCAAUCCCCCAUCCCCCGAUCCUCGCCAGCGGCGGCCGGCGAUGGCGGCGAGCAACAUCGGGAUGAUGGACGGCGCCUACUUCGUCGGGCGCAACGAGAUCCUCGCGUGGAUCAACACCACGCUGCAGCUCGGCCUCUCCAAGGUGGAGGAGGCGGCGUCGGGCGCGGUUGCGUGCCAGCUGAUGGACGCGGCGCACCCGGGGGCGGUGCCGAUGCACAAAGUGAACUUUGACGCCAAGACGGAGUACGAGAUGAUCCAGAACUACAAGGUCCUGCAGGACGUGUUCAAUAAGCUAAAGAUCACCAAGCACAUUGAGGUGAACAAGCUCACCAAAGGGAGACCUCUUGACAAUCUGGAGUUCAUGCAGUGGAUGAAAAGAUAUUGUGAUUCUGUCAACGGUGGGUUCAUGACCAGCUACAAUGCGUCUGAGAGAAGGGAAAACAGCAAAGGUGGAAAAGAAACCAACAGAAGAACAUCAGUGCCCUCUCACACGCCAGCCAAGUCCGCAUCUGCCGGUCACAAGGCUCAAGCUUCAUCUCAUGGUGCUGCUAAGCGUGCAAGUGCAAGUGGACAAGCUCCGAAUGCACCACAACGUGGUGCUAAGCCAUCACCUGUCAACUCAGGUGGACCAGCUUAUGAUGAACAGAUCACUGAGCUGAAGCUCCUUGUUGAUAGCCUGGAGAAGGAGAGAGAUUUCUACUUCUCCAAGCUGCGGGACAUCGAGAUCUUGUGCCAGAACCCUGAGGUUGAGCAUGUGCCGGUCCAUGCUAUCCAGAACAUACUCUACACAUCAGACGACGACCCUGCAGUAGUGGCUGAAGCUCAGGCGAUGGUGUCCCAGCAGCAGAACCAGCAACAGCCUCCGGCGCUGAGCCCCAUCCUGGAGAUGUCCGAGGAGAGGCCGAAGCAAGAGAUGGCGAACAAGCGGAAGAGCAUUUCGGACCUGGAGGAGUUUGGGAUGGCAUCCAGCUCACGACAGAGGCUCUCCGACAUCUCAGACGUGCAGCUGUGUGGAUCCCCGCUGACGAGUUUCAGUUGAAGCAUUUACCAUUGCUACAAAAUCGGACGCGUCAUUGCUGUUAUGACCGACCUCUGGUCUUUUGUAGACAGUGAAUCUUAUCUCUGUUGGAUUGGUUUGUGGAUUCGUCUGGUGCAUUGUCGUGUGCCCAUUUGCAAGGUAGUAUAUUGACCCUACUCGUUAUCCGCCGCAGAAUUUGUGGCCACUUACUACAAAUUAGUCAUAUAUUAUGAUCUACCUAAGGUUGUAUUACCAGUUGCUUCUAUGACUAUCGGAUUGAACUGUUGUGUCCUUUGGCAA